Molecule: messenger RNA, 1054 nt
Organism: Carlito syrichta (Philippine tarsier)
Lineage: Eukaryota; Metazoa; Chordata; Mammalia; Primates; Tarsiidae
Product: centrosomal protein of 83 kDa
Exons: 4
Coding region: 1-486 (161 amino acids)
Cellular component (GO): centrosome
Source: RefSeq, a predicted model, not a curated record
AUGGAAUCAUCCAAGUGGAAGGCGAGUGUGAUGGCCCAUGUCAUCAUCCAGUGGAGGAAGAGUAUGAUGACCCAUGUUGUCAUCCAAAGAAAAUCUCUUCAUGAAAACAAAUUGAAGAGACUGCAGGACAAGGUGGAAAUCUUGGAGGCAAAGAAAGAAGAAUUGGAAACAGAAAAUCAGGUGUUGAAUAGACAAAACGUUCCAUUUGAAGAAUAUACAAGGCUUCAAAAGAGACUGAAGGACAUUCAGAGACGACACAAUGAGUUUCGGAGUCUCAUUCUGGCUCCCAACAUACCCACAGCAGCGCCCCUCCCUCCCUCUGGCUUCCCGCUGUCAGCCAUGCUUCCAGGUCUCGAGCUGGCCUUCCCUCCUCACAUGCAGGAGGAGCAGCACCAGAGGGAACUCUCUCUGCUUCGCAAAAGACUCGAAGAGCUAGAAACAACACAAAGAAAGCAGCUGGAGGAACUGGGAUCCCCUGGAGAGUGAUGUUCUUGGGAAAGGCAGAGCGAGAGAACUGAAAUCAGUGACUCAAUAAAGCUGGAAGCUGUGACAUACAUGGCAUGUGAAUACUGCGUUACUGUUUGCCAAAGUACUUGACUGUGCCUCAAGCAAGGGUGCCAGCUAGUGCUGUGUGGCACAGCCCGGGCCAUAGGGUUGAGCUAGGGAGCUAGGGAAGAACAGUAGGGGACAUGUCAGGAUCCUGAGAACACUGGUGGACAGCACCUUGGGAAUGUGAAGCAAAAACUAAAAGGACUAACUAGGAAAUCAAGUUUUUAGAUUAAUUUUACUUGGUUGAAUUGUGUGGCAUUUUGCCCGCAACUUGUCCGUCCUGAAUUCCCCUGUACCCUGGAGCUGCUUGGUAAUUGCAGGGUCCGUGAGCAUCUUCUGGUUUGCUCCAAACAAAAUUAUAAACUAGUGUUUGAAAAAAAGGUGAUGGUUUAAAGUCAGCAUAGAAAAGUCACUGUAAAGGUAUCUCACAUUACAGGAGAUAGCCUUUUCCAAAAAUUGUGUGCACGUAAUUUAUUGAAGAGCUUAAUAAAUAUUUUUCUAUCUA